AUGACACUUUCUCGGAACGCCACUCUACGCUUCGACGUCAAGCUGCAUGUGUUGGAUGCAACCAAACUCGAUCGCUUCUCCCGCAACCUUCCAGCGUCUACCGGGAGACGAUUCUUCGGCGAUGAGUCGCUAAAGGAAGCUAUACAGGAGGCUACGGAAGAGAUUGAGAAGGCGUCUGACGACCGUGUGCGGGAGCUUGAUGCCUAUCAGGCCACAGGACCGGACCCUAGUAGUGAGGGACCUGACUGGAUAGUCGGCCCCCUCUUAGUGGUUGCAGAAGCAUCAACAAUCAGAUUGCUAUACGACGCAAGCUAUGGACUCGCCGAUAUACUACAGCUCAAAGACAAGACGAUGGAACAACAUGUCCGGACCGUCAUAGUGUGGGACGGCGGGAUACAGCCUACGGUAUGGUCCAAGGCAGAGGUUGAAGAGGGACGUCCGUCGAUGGACUAUAGGUAUCACUACGAUAGGCGCAAGGCCAUCAACACACCAUCGCUCGAAGCCUCAUACCGAGAAUCGUUUAAUGCACAGACGGCGGAUGGCUAUGAUGCUGAUGAGCUUAACGAUUGGUUUUUCGAGCAUGCGGCCGCGAUUGUGCUCAUCACCAAGGCUGCAGUUGCGAAGAACCCCGAGUGGGUUGCGAUGGUGACGAAGGCGGAGGGAACCACGAUCUAG
Colletotrichum siamense is the source of this 675-nucleotide messenger RNA. RefSeq lists its product as uncharacterized. The record is from RefSeq and is a predicted model, not a curated record. The coding region runs from base 1 to 675 and encodes 224 amino acids. NCBI's taxonomy places the organism in Eukaryota, Fungi, Ascomycota, Sordariomycetes, Glomerellales, Glomerellaceae. The transcript has 2 exons.